This is a messenger RNA of Cannabis sativa, 3929 nucleotides long. Its product is annotated as mitochondrial carrier protein CoAc2. The transcript is spliced from 7 exons. The coding region runs from base 418 to 1443 and encodes 341 amino acids. Gene Ontology annotation, biological process: transmembrane transport. Gene Ontology annotation, cellular component: mitochondrial inner membrane. NCBI's taxonomy places the organism in Eukaryota, Viridiplantae, Streptophyta, Magnoliopsida, Rosales, Cannabaceae. The record is from RefSeq and is a predicted model, not a curated record.
GUAAUUUUUCUUUCUGAUGCAAUUCUAUUUCUCUUUCUUACGAGUGGAAGUAGCUAAACAAAACUCCACAACAACAAAUUUUUAUUCUCUCUAAUUAUGAUAAUAAAAUAUAUUAAUUAAUGGGAAGAAAAAAAAAAACACAUAGCAAAAGAGAGAAUAUCAGAUAAAGCGUGGGCUUUUUUUUUUUUUUUCUUUAAUCUAAUUCGUCAUCUGUGUAAAAACAUUACAAAUAUUUUGGGUUCUUCCCAAACAUAUAUAAAAAACACUGCUUUACAUCGCCUUACAUAUAUAUUCCUUUGUGAAAAUUUUCGAUUCCUUUUCUUCCUACUCUUCCUUGGAAGCAAAGACAAUAACUAGUUUAGUCUAGUCUUUGUUUUAGGCCCAGCGAAGCAGCUCUUCUCUUUCUAUCUCUCCGUAAUGGCAAAGAAGAGAGAAGAAGGGGAUAUGGGUCUGUUAUUGGAUGGAAUAAUAGAGGCCAUGCCGUUGUUUGCCAAGGAACUGAUCGCCGGUGGGGUCGCUGGUGGGUUUGCUAAGACUGUCGUUGCACCACUCGAGCGUGUCAAGAUUUUGUUCCAGACCAGAAGAGCAGAAUUUCAGAGCAUUGGGCUAUUUGGAUCAUUUAAAAAAAUUGCAAAGACAGAAGGUGUUUUAGGUUUCUACAGAGGGAAUGGAGCGAGUGUUGCAAGAAUUGUCCCCUAUGCAGCCUUGCAUUACAUGGCCUAUGAACAAUAUCGCAGAUGGAUUAUUGAAGCCUUUCCCAAUGUAGAUAAGGGACCUGUACUUGAUCUUCUUGCAGGCUCAUUUGCUGGAGGAACGGCUGUACUUUUUACUUAUCCUCUUGAUUUGGUUAGAACUAAGUUGGCUUAUCAGGUUGUUGAUCCAUUAAAAUUGAGUGUUCAAGGAUUGGCAAACAAUGAACAAGUUUACAAAGGAAUUCUUGAUUGUUUCUCUAAGACUUACAAAAGUGCUGGGUUUAGAGGUCUCUACCGCGGUGUGGCUCCAUCUCUUUACGGGAUCUUUCCUUAUGCUGGUCUGAAGUUUUAUUUCUAUGAGGAGAUGAAGCGACAUGUGCCUGAAGAACAUAGAAAAAAUAUUAUGGUAAAACUUGUAUGUGGCUCAGUUGCAGGUUUAUUGGGUCAAACCUUUACAUACCCUCUUGAUGUUGUCAGGAGGCAAAUGCAGGUUCAACAAUUCUCGCCAUCACACGCCGCAGAAGUUAAAGGAACGAUGGAAAUGCUUAUUAAAAUUGCCCAAAAGCAAGGAUGGAAACAACUGUUUUCAGGACUUAGCAUCAAUUACUUGAAGGUUGUACCAUCUGUGGCAAUUGGAUUUACUGUUUAUGAUCUUAUGAAGCUAUACCUGAGAGUUCCAUCACGAGAUGAAGUUGUAGUUGAAGUGGUAACCAACAAAAGAAAUAUUCAGCCCUCGUCCCUUCAAUCCUAAUCAGAUUUUUUCUUCUAGAUCUAGGAAAGAAAAGGAAGGGGAAACGUUAAAUGUUUCUAUCAUUUGAGUUCUUUUAGAUUAAAAUUGUAAAUUCAAUUCUUUGGAGUUCCUAGCAAAACAAUUCCCUUCUUUGGAGCAUCUGUUUCAUAGAAGAUUUGGGAGGUUUCGUCCAUGCUUCUAUAUACCGGGGCAUGACCAAGGUUUCCAAAAAGGAGGAUGUUCUUUUGCGAAGACGGGAUUCUCAAUCAAUGUACAUAGAGAUGGUGGAAGCAAAUAAAGAACUAAUUGCUGUGAUGUUGUAUUGUACCUAUGACUGAAUAAUGAUUCAUAGCAGCCAGGCAGACCUAGGUAACUAGGUUUUAUGAUUAAAUUUUUUUGUAGAUUUGAUAAACAGCCAUCCUCUUCGACGGUGGUUUAGUAAUGCAGCCAGCAGAUUGGAACUAUUUCAAUUCCAUCGAGUUUUUAAUGUUUUCUAUUCUAAGUAUCUGGCAGAUUGAAAGUUUCUGGCACAAUCACAAUUUACUGUUUCAUAUUAAUAAUGUAACAGUGAACUUAAAAUAAAACACGUGAAAGACCCAUAAAUCGAUUUCCUCUUCAUUAAUUUUUAGUGCUCAUGAACAAUUAAAGAUUGGUGUGUAUAGUGUCGUAGUUAAAGACUGAUAACCACACAGAUGACUUGGUAUACAGAUCACAGAAGCACAAAGGGUGAACACUAGGUAGCCAAUGUUGUAUAAAAGAUAUGCACAUAAUAAACUUGCUAUAUUAAAUGGUGACUAAAAAAGUUACAAGAAUGAUUUACAACCAAGCAUUUUGUUAACUUACACCGCUGCUGAGUAAGUUUCAAGCCAAAACUUGUGUAUGCUCUUUCUUGGUACAACACUAGUAAAUUUCUUGCCAAACUUACUAGUGGAAAUCUCUAUCAAUUGUGCUUACAUUGUCUUCACCAGUAAUCACCACAGGAGCAUUUUCCGUCCUUGAAAUGGUGGAACCGCUUGUUAUCUCGUACUAUCAGUUCCCUUCCAACAAUUUUGGACAUGAUUUUUAUUGCAUUGUGGCAAUCACCACAGAUCCGGAGGUUCUUCAUAAUUCUAAGAGUUGUCCUUGGGGGAGUACUAAUCAAACCAUAAGCAAUGGCGAGGCGCUCGCUAUGAUACUGCAGGGCCUGCUCCUUUGCUUCCUCAUCAAUGUCAUGAAGCACAUAUCUUGUAUCAGGCACAUACCCUGCUUCCUUCAUCUGCCCAUUUAAACCUUUCAAUUUCUGGUAUGCCUCUUCCUUGUAAGGACUAGAACAGCGAAACUCACUGACCCUGUUCUUCUCCUCAAGCAUGUUUGUCACUGAAGACCUCUUCCUCUGAGGCAAUGGGAUUUUAUCCUCAUUGACCUUAGAAGGAUCAAUACUAACCAAUAACUCUUCAACAUGGUCUUCAAGUUCCAGAUCCCCAUGGAUUCGAGCAAAAUUCCUAAUAGCCUCCCAAACUUCAAAAGUAGGCUCAAAUGGCAUUUUCUCAAUGAACUCCUCUGCUUCAUUCAAAUGACCUGAUUUCCCAAGAAUAUCAAUAACCCCCAUGUAAUGCUCAAUUUCAGGCAUAGUUCCAUAUUCAUUCUUCAUUUCUUCAAAGUAUACAAACCCUUCUUCCACAGCUUCAGCACUGGCACAAGCAGCCAAAACCGCCAGAAAGGUUUCCUUAUCUGGGUUCAAUCUUACCUUCUUCAUUUCUUCAAACAAUAGAAUCCCAUCAUUACCUUGCCCAUUCGCUGCUAACCCAUUAAUCAUCAAAUUCCACGAGCUCACACUUCGCUCAGUCAUUCUAUCAAACACCUUGCGUGCAUCUUUCAUACUCCCACAUUUCCCAUACAUUUCAAUUAAUUUAUUGCUUAAUUCCAUAUCGCCACGGAACGUAAACCGCUUCAAGAACUCGUGGACUUUUUUGCCGAGUUCAAACGACUUGGAGUCGCGACAUGAAUCCAAUAGCGCACAAAAAACGUUGUAAUCAGCAGAAACGCCUUCGUCAAUAUACUUUAACGCCUCUUCGAUCUUACCCUGGUGACAAAGAGCUAUCAAAUCAACAUUCUGCUGGCGACCGUGAAAUGGGUCGCUUUCAUUUUGAUUGUUCAACCGAUGGUCGUUGGAAUUGGGCUCAUUCGGCCGUUGGAGUUGGCUCUUCUUGCGCCUCUCUGAAGGUUGGAGCUUGUUCGGAUACCUUGGGCCUUCACGCUCGGAGGGUCCGCCGUAGCGACGAGAGACUCCGUGGCUUUUGGCAUUGGGGACGGCGUAGGUACAGAUAGGCUUGGAUGAGGUGAUAUUAAGAGAAGAGGAAAGAGGAUGAAGGGUUCUUAGGAGGAGAAAGUGUGUUGUGGGGUGUGAGAGCUGAGUGAUUGUGGAUUUGAAGUUGGAAGACGAUGAAGAAGAAGGUACUGUGGAGUGAAGUGAUAACGGAGAAGGAGAAGCCAUUUCUGCGGAGACCCAGAUGCACUCACUUACAGAC